AUUGAAAGUUGACAUGAUGGGUGUGGACUAGACCUGGAGUUACUAUCUCUUUAGGAUUAUUAUACCAGUUGGGAUUUUGUGCUGCAUGGGAAGCUUGUUGGAUCUCAUUGAUUUUGACCAAGGAGGGAUGGCAAGGAAGUUUCUUUCACAAAAGAGACAUGGUGGUGUCGAUACUCCUAGAAAUAGCUUGGAGCUUCCUGUUGAAGCGUCUCAAUGGUUCUAUGCUGGAGGGGACAAAGCACAGUGCACUUAUCAGAUGAUUGAUUGGCAAGAGAAGAACUGUUAUGGGUACGAGGCUCCAAUGAAGAAACUGAUCAGUGAAGAAAUAGCUAAAAGACCAAACACAGGACAUAAUGCACCUAGUGUGGUGGCACGUCUAAUGGGAGUGGAUACGUUACCGUUAGAUACAAGAAGACCAUUACCAAAGCAUGUAGAGAAAAAGAAUGAAAUGAAGGAUGGGUACCCUUCGAAAGAGGAAUGGUUGAGAAAGGUUUCCAUUGAUCAUGCAACCCAGUCCUCCAGACACAAAAUCUCAAUUCCCUUUAACCAUGAUGAAUCAUGUAAAUCUGACCGACAGAUUGAUAGCCGAAAACCAAACAAAUAUAAACCUCGAGAACAUCCUCAGGAGGAGGAACUACAAAAGUUCAAAAAAGAUUUCGAAGCAUGGCAAGCAGCAAGGUUCAAGGAAUGUUCGAAGUUUGUUGAACAUGGCACCAGUCCAAGUCAGUGGCUAGCACAACAAAGCCUGAACAAGGAAAAGUUGACUCUUUAUGCAAAUUCAAUGAGAACCGCAGCUGCUGAGAAACCUACAGAGCUUAGAGGGCAUACAGUAGCAGUGAAUCCCUGGGAAAGAGGCCUUUUGAAGCAUCAGAAAAAUAUAAAUGAAUUUCCUGCACCUGCACAAAAUAAGACCUACUGUGUUAAAGAAGUUAUUCCGAACCCCGAUUUUCAGAAUCAUCCUCUGACAAAUUCUUCUUGCGGACCUGAUGUUGCUCCUGCUCCUACAAAGAUAGUAAUUCUGAGGCCUGGUCCUGAAAGGAUGGUGACUAACGAAAAUUCGUGGGCCAGUUCUCCGGGCGUUUCUGAAGACCGGGGUAGCAUUGAAGAAUUCCUUGAGGAGGUCAAGGAAAGACUGAACUGUGAAUUGCAAGGAACGAGUUCCAAGAGGAGCACUACUGUCAGGGGAGGAGGAAUUGAGACCCCUUAUAGUGAAAGGUCACCAGAUGCGAAGCAAAUAGCUCAAUCUAUUGCAAAACAUGCUAGGGAGAGUGUUACUAGGGACUUUGGAACAACAUUACCUCGGUCAGAAUCCACCAGGUCUUAUAGAAGUGAUAUUCAAUCCGAUGGGGAGAAUUCUCCUGAGUUUGUCAAUAGAGAUACAAGGAAGUUUUUGACAGAAAGGUUCAGGAAUGUCCUCAAGCAAGAAACAUCUCAUGGUGUACACAGGCUUGCUCGUGGAAGCUCUAGAUCUAUGGAACUGAAUAAUGAAACGUGCAGCUCUGAAGAAAUGAGGCAUACUUCUAAUACGGGAGAUAAAGCAACCAAUCUGGACAAUAUGAAAGGUGAAUUAAACAUGCAUAACAGAUCUUUCAGACGGGAUCAUGGCAAUGACAUGCUUGAGCAGGAACUAUCUCCUAGGAGCCUAAUUAGAUCUUUGUCCGCUCCUGUGUCCGCAGCAUCAUUUGGAAAGCUCCUCCUAGAGGACCGACAUAUGCUGACAGGGGCCCAUAUUAGAAGACAGCAUGAAGUUAUUGAGAAGGCCACAAUGAAUGUCAAGAAACGGCAAAAAGAGAAAUUCAACCUUAGGCGAAAGGUUUCCAGCUUUAGUUAUAGUUUCAUACUUAAGGGCAGGCUCUUUGGUAGGAAAGUUCAUUCUUGGGAAGAACCACACGGACAAACAUACAAUCUCAUGAAAGAUUUUCCAAGCCCACCAACCGGAACACCGAAUUUUUAUGAAAGACAUGAAAAUCCUACUGAAGUUCCACCAAGUCCUGCAUCUGUAUGCAGCAGCAUCAAUGAAGAAUAUUGGAGACAAACAGACUACCUCACCCCAUCAACAACUUCUGAUGUACCUGCACUGGAUGAUAGUGAGAUUCCCCGUGUUUUCAGAGAUAUCAGCUCUAAUCUGAACGAGUUAAGGAGGCAAUUGAAUCAACUAGAUACUUAUGACUCUGAGGAAACCAUGUUCAAUGAGCAGCCAGUUGAAGAGGAAAUGUUGGAGAUUGAAGACCAAGCCGAGGCAUACAUUAGAGAACUGCUCAUUGCUUCUGGUCUAUAUGAUGGUUCGCGUGAUAAAUAUAUAUCAAGAUGGGAUCCACUUGGAAAGCCUAUCAGCAACCAAGUUUUUGAAGAAGUAGAAGAGUCUUACAAACAACUGACAAAGGAUGAAGAAGGGUAUACUAACGAUCAAUUACAGAAAAUAAAUCACAAGUUAUUAUGUGACAUGCUGAAUGAAGCACUUCCAAGUGUACUUGGAGUAUCUUCCACAAUGUCUAGGUUCAUGAAACAUGCUGUCGGUCCAAUGCCACGACCUCCUCAGGGAAAGAAGUUAUUGGAACGUGCAUGGGAACUUGUUGGUGUUUAUGUUCACCCUCCAUGGGAUAGAGCAUUUCAAUCCCUUGACAAUAUAGUAGCCAGGGACUUGAGUUCCACCCCUUGGUCUGGAUUGAUCGACGAAGAUGUUAAUGCUCUAGGUAAAGACAUGGAAUGCCAGAUUAUUGGCGAUCUUAUUCAAGAAAUGAUCAAGGAUAUGUUGUCAUAACUUUUUUCUUUUUUUUUUUCAACUCUUUAUUUUGGUUACUGAUAUGAAGAAGUUUUGGAACUUCUGAGUGGCCAGGGCAUAAAACAUGCAAAAUGUUUAUCUGCCCAAAUUAGAUUGUGUUUGAUUUACAGAAACUGUAAUGUGCAGU
Molecule: messenger RNA, 2909 nt
Organism: Solanum verrucosum
Lineage: Eukaryota; Viridiplantae; Streptophyta; Magnoliopsida; Solanales; Solanaceae
Exons: 6
Coding region: 86-2761 (891 amino acids)
Source: RefSeq, a predicted model, not a curated record